GCGUCUCGUUUGCUGUUGGUAAAGGAGCGAUUGAACGCACUUAUUAAGAACACGCAUCGUAAGCACUUCAUAAGGUCAGAAUGCAGAUCUUUGUAAAAACCCUGACUGGCAAGACCAUUACCCUUGAGGUAGAGCCAAGUGACACUAUUGAGAAUGUCAAAGCAAAGAUCCAAGACAAAGAAGGCAUUCCUCCAGACCAGCAGAGGUUGAUUUUUGCUGGCAAGCAGCUGGAAGAUGGGCGAACCCUUUCUGACUACAAUAUCCAGAAAGAAUCCACCCUUCAUCUUGUACUUCGUCUCAGGGGUGGCAUGCAGAUCUUUGUAAAAACCCUGACUGGCAAGACCAUUACCCUUGAGGUAGAGCCAAGUGACACUAUUGAGAAUGUCAAAGCAAAGAUCCAAGACAAAGAAGGCAUUCCUCCAGACCAGCAGAGGUUGAUCUUUGCCGGCAAGCAGCUGGAAGAUGGGCGAACCCUUUCUGACUACAAUAUCCAGAAAGAAUCCACCCUUCAUCUUGUACUUCGUCUCAGGGGUGGCAUGCAGAUCUUUGUAAAAACCCUGACUGGCAAGACCAUUACCCUUGAGGUAGAGCCAAGUGACACUAUUGAGAAUGUCAAAGCAAAGAUCCAAGACAAAGAAGGCAUUCCUCCAGACCAGCAGAGGUUGAUCUUUGCUGGCAAGCAGCUGGAAGAUGGGCGAACCCUUUCUGACUACAAUAUCCAGAAAGAAUCCACCCUUCAUCUUGUACUUCGUCUCAGGGGUGGCAUGCAGAUCUUUGUAAAAACCCUGACUGGCAAGACCAUUACCCUUGAGGUAGAGCCAAGUGACACUAUUGAGAAUGUCAAAGCAAAGAUCCAAGACAAAGAAGGCAUUCCUCCAGACCAGCAGAGGUUGAUCUUUGCCGGCAAGCAGCUGGAAGAUGGGCGAACACUUUCUGACUACAAUAUCCAGAAAGAAUCCACCCUUCAUCUUGUACUUCGUCUCAGGGGUGGCAUGCAGAUCUUUGUAAAAACCCUGACUGGCAAGACCAUUACCCUUGAGGUAGAGCCAAGUGAUACCAUAGAGAAUGUCAAAGCAAAGAUCCAAGACAAAGAAGGCAUUCCUCCAGACCAGCAGAGGUUGAUCUUUGCCGGCAAGCAGCUGGAAGAUGGGCGAACCCUUUCUGACUACAAUAUCCAGAAAGAGUCUACCCUGCAUCUUGUACUUCGUCUGAGGGGUGG
Molecule: messenger RNA, 1219 nt
Organism: Xenopus laevis (African clawed frog)
Lineage: Eukaryota; Metazoa; Chordata; Amphibia; Anura; Pipidae
Gene: ubb.L
Product: ubiquitin B L homeolog
Cellular component (GO): cytoplasm; nucleus
Source: RefSeq, marked provisional